GUCGCGGCCGCUCCGCCAUGCUGCAGCUGCGGGACGCGGAGGAGGGCGGCCCGGCCGGCAGCCCCGGCAGCCCCGGGGCGGCGACGCUGGUGCCGGGGGAGGCCGGGCCGCCCUUCGAGGCGCCCGGCGCGGCCCCGGCGCGGCAGAGGCUGCGGCCGCUGCCCGUGCGCACCGCCACCCGCGCGGGCCGCCUGCGCGAGUACUUCGUGUUCCGGCCCGGCACCAUAGAGCAAGCGGUCAGCGAGAUCCGCGCCGUCGUGAUGCCCACGGAGGACGGGGAGGUGCAGAGCGUCUGGCUGCUCACCGAGAUUGAUCACUGGAACAACGAGAAGGAGCGUCUGGUACUUAUCACAGACUGGUCCCUCCUGGUCUGCAAGUACAACUUCAUCAGCCUGCAGUGCCAGCACGUGACGAGGAUAGCCCUCGGUGCCAUCGAUACCAUCUCUGUAGGAGAGUUUGAGUUCCCACCUAAAUCUCUGAACAAGAGAGACGGCGUCGGGAUCCGAAUCCAGUGGGACAAGCAGAGUCGUGCCUCCUUCAUCAACAGAUGGAACCCCUGGUCCACCAACAUCCCCUACGUCACCUUCACCGAGCACCCGAUGGCGGAUGCUGAUGAGAAGGUCGCAUCCCUUUGCCUGUUGGAGAACUUUAAGACUCAGCUAAUUCAAGCUGUGAAGAAAGCCCAUAAGGAGUGUCCAUUGCCAGGAAGGGCGAGCGGCGUGCUCGUGCUGGAGCGUCCGCUGCUGAUCGAGACCUACCUGGGCUUGAUGUCCUUCAUCAACAACGAGGCCAAACUUGGCUACUCCAUGACAAGAGGCAAAAUUGGAUUUUAAAAUGCAUUGCAUUGAAUCUUUUCAAGGGAAAGUGAUUCGAGAUUGGUCUCCUGGGGAGAGCACACCUCUGCGGCAGAACACGUGAUAAUCAAAGCCAAGACGCCGGGGGAACCAAAGCGGGUGGCUGUAGCUCUGCUGGUUCACAGGAGGUCCUGCUUGUUGUGGUUUGGUCAGAAUAACCUGAAGCAGACCCAAGGCAGUGUCAUUCUUGUAUUUUGUAUCUAAUUUACAGUUGCUGGUUGUCAUUCAGGGCUAGAGCAGUGGUAUUUUCCAUCUCCACUCCCUGUUCUUCCCUGUGAAUUAAGUGAUUGCUGUCUGCAACACUCCCCUCAACCACCCCAGAUACCACAGACUGCUCCUGCCCUCUUAGUUGUGUCCCUAUAUAGUGUCAAGUCACGUGGUGUGCUUGGGAUGAUUUGUUUCCUUUCAAGAGGUGUUCAUAUCCAGUAAUCUUUGCAUUCUGAUUAACGCCUGUUAAGAGUUUUGAAAGCUGUGUCAGUUGCUCUUCAGCAAAACCAAGGCAGCAGGUUGUUACAGCUGUGCUGUUACAUCUGGCCAGCAGCAGUGCAUGUGCCCUGUCACUUUGUGAACUGAGGUAUAUGGCUGAAGAUGCAUUUCUUAGCUUUUUGUAAAACUAUCUCCUUGUGAGAACAAAGUUUUAACUUCACUUCUGACAUGUUUUUCUUGUUGCAGCCAUAGAGUAAGGACUGGUGUGACAGAAUAUUGCCAAAAGCCUCAAACAUUUGCCUUCAAAGCUAUUAUUUAUAAGUGAGGAGCAUUUUUUGAUUAGUUUUAUAUUCUUAGAAGUUUUUUUUAAACCUCUCUAGUUUGGGAGGGCAGCAGUGCAGGACUUUAAGGGAGAGAGGUAAAACUUUAAGCACUGUGUAUGAAUCUUGAUUUAUCCAUUCUUGCACUUAAUUUCAUUCCUGGACAUUGAGUGUCUCCUACGCUGCUUCUGAACCUCACAACAGGGAGAUGGCUCAGGAGGUUACCUGAGCUUUUUCCUGGUGUAUGACUUCCUGUACAUGCCUUUUUGAUCAGAGCAUUUAUCUGCACAGCUGCAGUGCUGAGGAAAUGCUGUGCUGCAGUGGUGGGGUUUUGAACUUAAAGUAGGUGUGUGUGUUUACAAAGCCUAUGUAAAGCUGAAGCCCUGAUGGAAUGCAACCAGCUGCAUGCCCCCUCCAUGCAUUUUCUAAGAUAUCUAUUUAAUUUUCAUUAAUCUUGCAGUAAAGUUAAUUUCAACUCCA
Molecule: messenger RNA, 2080 nt
Organism: Colius striatus (speckled mousebird)
Lineage: Eukaryota; Metazoa; Chordata; Aves; Coliiformes; Coliidae
Gene: TPRG1L
Product: tumor protein p63 regulated 1 like
Exons: 5
Coding region: 18-833 (271 amino acids)
Cellular component (GO): cytoplasm; synaptic vesicle
Source: RefSeq, a predicted model, not a curated record